Exophiala bonariae is the source of this 1533-nucleotide messenger RNA. RefSeq lists its product as uncharacterized. The coding region runs from base 1 to 1533 and encodes 510 amino acids. Lineage: Eukaryota; Fungi; Ascomycota; Eurotiomycetes; Chaetothyriales; Herpotrichiellaceae. The transcript is spliced from 3 exons. The record is from RefSeq and is a predicted model, not a curated record.
AUGCCUCACAAGAGAAUCAUCGUUUGUUGUGAUGGGACCUGGAACAAUGCCGAUGGAACCGGUCAGAUACCUACGAAUGUCGCGAAACUUGCACGAUGCAUCGACAAUGAGGCUGCAGUACAACAAAAUGGCAAGGAUGUCUUGAUCAAGCAAAUUGUUUACUAUCAACGUGGAAUUGGCUCUGUUGGAGGAUGGCUUUUUGGCAAGUUAGAGAAUGCAAUUGAAGGUGCGACGGGUAGAGGUGUGCGGGAGAAUAUCAUGCAAGCGUAUCAGUUCAUAUGUCUGAACUACCAGCAUGGAGACGAAAUAUUCCUUUUUGGAUUUUCAAGAGGUGCUUUCACUGCCCGAAGUAUCGCACAUCUUAUCUUCACUAUGGGACUGCUGACCCAUCGUGGGCUAAUGCAACUCGGUGCCAUUUUCGAGCAGUGGGAGAGACAGAAUGAAACAGAAAAGAUCAAGGGCUCACUCGAUGAUGAUCAGGAGGUCAAGUCGUACCUCCGGAAUCUACUGGCCAAAGAGAUGACACGCCCGAACAUUCCCAUCAAAGUAUGUGGUGUCUGGGAUACCGUUGGGUCCUUGGGCCUUCCAAGGCCGUUCUUCCUUCCUCAGCCGGUCGGGAGGAAACUGGCUUUCGUCAACACGAAAGUCCUCCCGAAUGUAGAGUAUGCUUUUCAGGCACUCGCAUUGGACGAACGACGUAGGCAGUUCAAACCUACACUUUGGGAGAAGCCGGAUGGUCAAGAGUUUCCUCGUGUGCUACGACAGUGCUGGUUUCCCGGGUCGCAUUCAGACGUCGGUGGGGGCUUGAAGGACGAUGCUGCCGCUCGGCUACCUCUUGCUUGGAUGUUGAGCCAAUUGGAUGAUCUUUUGGAGUUCGAUCCAUUGGCGGUCGGCCAAUUCAUGAGAGUAUCAGGGACUUCACCUGGCAUUUUAGGGAGGAUUCAUAAUUCCAUGAGCCUUUUGUUCUUAUUUGGAGGUUCAUAUUUUCGGGUCCCUGGUACCUUUACAUCAGUCAAUCCUAGAACUCGUGAGUUCACGGACCAUCGACUGCGGAACACCUACGAGUCUAUUCACUGGUCAGCUCGGGAACGAAUGUCAGAGCAAGUCGAUGAUUACGACAAGGCAGGCUUGGUCGACUUCACCAUGAUAGGCGUUGCCACAGAACCGGACAGCCCAGUCGUGCACCAGGUCGCAGAUCAAGAGUUCCUGCCAUUACCUGGACCUCCAGGUAGACCAACAGCCGUUCAAUGGGUGAAUCGAAAGUUGAAUGUGUCUCUCAUGGAAGACGAUAUGAGGGAGUACGAGCGAAACAUUCUGAAGCUCUGGGGUAUGCAGCAACUUUACACCUUGGCGACCGACAAGGUAGCAAAUGAGAGUUUCACGACAGAGAACAGUCUCGAGGAUAAGCCUAGGAGUGCCGCGGAACGGUUGCAACAGCUUAUUGUUCUCGGAAAGAGGCCGACCGCCGACUUGGCCAUAGAUAGGUCGUCGGAGCUGAUCGCACACCUAUCACCAAGAUCAGAGACGUUCUGA